ACGGCUGACCGCACUUUUGUUCAGUCUUCGAUGGUCUUCAGCACCAUUCGGAUGAGUUCUCCACCUCACAGUGCCUUGUAGAAAAAGUUGCUUCUCACAUAAGAUUUGUGAUCUCCGUGCAUAUUUGUUUCUUCACCUCAACAUACAGAAGUGUUGUCUAUGUUGGUUGGUUUUGUGAUCUCAUUUUUGGUGCUACUGUGUCAAGAGAGUGAUUUUAAAUAAAAAAAAAGAACGUACAAAAGGAAACUUUUCUGGUGAUCACCGUGCAUCCACAGGACAGCAACAAAAUGAUGAGCUACAGGGAUUUGCUCGGAUUAAUCUGUGGAAUAUUCUUAACAUAUAUCCAGGUGACACAGGCCCAACAAGGAUACUAUGGCAUCAAGAUUGGGGCACUAUCGCAGCUACAUCAUGGUGUAUCUGGGGAUGUGUACGCUGUGGAUGCGAGGACUAUCUUCCUCAAGAAUUUCAACUACGACGGCGAAGGACCAACUGCUUACUUCUACGUGGGCAACUCGAGGCGCCCUACAAAUCAAGGUGCCUGGCGCCUGAGGGAUGAGCGUGGGAGUACCGGAGUCCUGAGGCGGUACAGAAAUAAGGACAUCACCCUAUCCCUACCCGAAGGGAAGACUCUGCGCGACAUUAAAUGGUUUUCCGUGUGGUGCGAUGAGUUUGCUGUGAAUUUUGGCGAUGUGACCAUCCCGAAGAAUUUGGACUUCCCACGUCCCCAGAAGAUUGGAGCUCUUGCCGGGGUGCAUAGUGUGGGUUCCGAUAACAUUGUCAUUGUGGACGCUCAGACACUCCUUGUACCGAACUUCAAUUACGAUGGCGAAGCGCCAGAUGCCAAAUUCUGGGUGGGUCGAGGACCGAAGCCAUCUCCACAUGGCAUUAGGAUUCCCGAUGAGAAUGGCAAGGAGACACCACUGCGGAAGUACGAGCGAAAGACGAUUGUCCUCACGUUGCCCGGGGAGCUUACAGUGUUCGACAUUAACCACUUUGGGGUGUGGUGUGAGGCCUUCACGGUGGACUUUGGGCAUGUGAGGAUACCCGAGGGUAUUGUGGUGCCACCGUCGCUCAAGAUGCUGGGUGUGAGUCCGCAGUCAAAACUGAAUUGUGAAGUUCUUUUCGAUGAUUUGGCAUUCGAAGUGAGGUGGGCUGUUGCAGGCGAAAGUGUUGUAGUGCAAUUGGUGGCGAAACUUGAUAACAACGAGUACAUGUCUUUCGGUGUGUCUCCCGACCUGAAGAAGACCGUAAUGGUGGGGGCUGAUGUAGCUGUAGCAUGGGUCGAUAAGGUCACCGGCAAGGGGUAUGCAUACGAUUACUUCCUCGAUGACAAAUCUCAAUGUUCCGGACAGAGGGGAAGUUGUCCAGAUUCAAAGAUCAAUGAGAACACCAACUCCAUCAGACUUCUCAAUGCAGCCAUGGUCAAUGGAUAUUCUAUUGUCACCUACCAACGACCUCUGAAGGCAUCUGAUUCUCUUGAUUUGCCUAUUUACACCAAUGGUUCGCAAGCUAUUGUAUGGGCCAUAGGGCCACUAAAUCAACGAUAUGAAGUCUCCUUCCACAGUCAGUACACCAAGGGUAAUCGUUUGAUUGAUUUUGGUCGUCAACCCAUCUGGAAUUGCCCAACUCCGGAUUCGGAUAAAACGGACGAAGAGGAAUCCGUUGAGGAGGAAUACUACGAUAGACGCCCAAGUCGUCGUCCGGAGCAUCAACCCAUUGUGCAGGAACAUCAACCGAAUCGUCGACAAGAAAUUAUAGAAGCACCAAGACCUGUACCAACGCCACGACCGGCUAAUAAGAAUGGUGCUUGGGACAUUCCACCAAUUCAGUGCUAUGAACCUGAAGAUGGGGUAUUUUAUGCUCAAAUGGGACCAACAGGUGGUAAGCAGGGAUACCCAGCUAUCACAGGACACGUUGGAUGGGGCAUUUCGUGGUACAUCAAUGGACUCCUAAUUCCGGAGAUUAAUGUUGUUCGCGGAAAAACCUACACAUUUGUCGUUGAAGGUGGUUUUGAUCCUGAAAUUCCCGCUAAAUACCAUCCAUUCUACAUAACAGAUGAUCCCGUUGGUGGCUAUGAGUACAAGACACCUGAAGAGAAAGCUAACGUGAGAAUCUUUGCGGGUGUACAUCGCUCACGGAAUGGCGCAAUAGCUCCCAUUGGGGUUGGAAGACUCUGCAAUUGGACACCAGACAUUGAUGGACCUGGUGCUGAUGAGUAUUCUUCCUUUGGAGCUUACCAGCGUAGUUUAACACUAAAAUGCGAUGAAGGAGAACCUGGAAUCAUCACAUGGACUCCCGAUCAGAAUACCCCAGAUACCGUUUACUACCAAUGUUUCACCCAUCGCUACCUAGGGUGGAAGAUUAACGUGCUAGACACGUGCGAAGAGGCCCAUCCAACUAAUAUUGAUGAAGUUUACGCAAGCCCAGAAUCAAGCGAAGGGCUCGAUGCUGAACCAUCAAUCAGGCAUGAAACGAAACUCAGGCCAACGGACAACUUCCUUCUGCAGCAUGAAUCAAAUUUAAUCAAGAAUCACAACAUGAAUGGUUCUCCACCAAAAAUUCAAUUUGAUCUUCAAGGCGGUAGUGACAUCACAAAGCUCAUAUCUGAUGGUAUUCGUGCUGCUGAAUUGCUUGAAGAGGAAAUUGCAAAGCCAAAUAGAACAACUACAACCACAGGGCCACCACCAAGCCCCGAAUCAAUGAAUCAAGGGGAAGAAAUCCCUAAGCAGAAGCCAAAACAGCCUGAAAUUAAAAUUCCUUCGCAACAUUUCAUUCAACCGAGUCAAGGACCGGGACUCCCUGUAUUCCUACGUCCCCCACAGAGUGGACAAUUUUUCAGACCAGCCAAAGUUCCAAUGAGAAGGAAUCCUUCUUAUACAUUCGAAAGAAGGCCCAUUGUUAGGCCAUACAGACCAUAUGUUGUUCCCCAACCCUCCAUGCUAAUUAGCCACUACCAAAAACCAAUUGCACCUGCAUUUCUGAGACCAUUCUUGAAAGUUAAACCAGUUCCUAUUAAACCCCUGGCAACAGUUUUGCUCCUUGGAGAACCGACUGAGAUUAAGCCAUUGCGUCAAACACCUGAGAAAAAACUCUCAUCACUUCCCAUGAGAAUUCCCUAUUUGGACAGCAAUCCUAUAAGUAUAAAGAAAAGUGACUACCCAAUGGCUAAACCCAUGACAACAGGUAAACUUCCACCAGCAGUUGCGGCUAGUAUUAAAGAACCAAUUCUUGCUGAAAAGAAAUAUCCAUCUGUAAAGUACUCCGUUGCAAUUGACUCCAAGGAGCUCCAGUCGACGUAUAAACCUGCAACAAAUACGGGAUUUCAGCCUGAGAAAGUUGUCGUUGAGGGAGGUUUUAAGCCAAUUUUGAAGAGAAGAAAAGACGAAGAAUCCGUUGAAGAAAUUGAAGAGAGGCAACCCUUGAGACGAGUUGAUGUUAUAGCGGAAAUUGAUGAGGCUAUCGAGGGGGAUGCAUUGUUCAUAAAUCAGGAUCAAAAGAAGGACCAAGCCUUUGAACCGAUGUUCAUUCCAUCUCCGCCUGAUAGUGUGGAUGACGUAGCGCAGGAUACUUCAUCGUCAGCUUCAUCAGCAACACCAAAACCAACGGAAGAUCUCAAUGAUUUAGCUGAUUUGGCUGAUAUGGAAUUUGAAGAGGGUGAAGAUAAAAUGGCCGUAGCUGCUGAACGAUUUGAUACCUACUACCUUCCUCCGGAUAAUAAGAAGCAUCGUCCACAGCAAAAAUAUCCCGAAGGUGCUGUUGUGACUUUUGAUGGGAAAGCCGUUUUGGAUACAUCGCUUAUUAAUUCAGCUCCAACAAAUGAAGUUAAACAGCCCUUCUACUCGGCUGGUUUGUCAAAGACGGAACAAUUGCUCAAUACUCCACAAUUCGGACCUUUUCGCGGAGAGAUUCCACUUCAGUUCAAAUCCAGUGAACCACAUGGCCAAGCUCCUGUAACAGAAUACUCAAAUCCUCUGACAAAUAGUGCUGCACCCAUUUCGACGAAACUCACCCUCCUACGGGUAGAUGAUCCACAGAUCAGCGAUGAAAAUGGUGGUUGAAGAUGCAGUAAGAAGAUGCUUUACAACUCCUCUCUUCUUCGUUUUUUUCUUAAACCUUUCUUUUAGUUAGUUGAAAAUUCCUCUGCGAUAGCACACAUACUGCCAGGAGCCCUCUAUAAAAGCAUUUUUCCUACAGAUUAAUUUUACUUCUUUCCUUGAGAUUAUCACUGUAUGUCCCUAACUACUGGGGGUUGUUCCAUCAUUUUUUUUUUAACUCGAGAUGGCAAUUUUUAUGAAAGAAUGUUCUGUAAAAAAUUUGUACAAUGUACAAUUUAAAAUAAAGGUGUUGAUGAAAAAAUUUUUUUUGAAUUUAGAAGUAUAAAGACGUAUAAAAAUCUAUAUAAUAUAAGUAUAAAAAUCUUUAGAAAGAUUUUCAAAAAGAAAUUCAUUCUGAAAACAGAAAUUUCAUUCCAUUUUUUUUAAUUGAUGUAAAGUGGAUGCAGAAAGUGAAAAUUAAUUUGACAAAAAUACCCUCAAUUAUUAAUGCCUGAGGAAGGAGAAAUAAAGCUCCGAAACGUCGCAGAAAUAAUAAAAGAGUAUUUUCUAAAGGUCAGUUCCCGCGUUUUGACUUUUUUUUUUAAAUUAUUUUAAAAAUCUCUUAGGAAUAAAUUGAAACGACUUUGGAGUAAUAUUUCGACCAUGAAGUGUAAAAGCUCAAAGCUCAAAACUUCAUCGUAUAAUCGGCCUAUUUGUUUCAAAGCUCAGCAUGGUGGCGUACAGACUUUCAACCAAGACACAAGAGAAAAGAAAGAAAACUAAAAA
Molecule: messenger RNA, 4820 nt
Organism: Lutzomyia longipalpis
Lineage: Eukaryota; Metazoa; Arthropoda; Insecta; Diptera; Psychodidae
Product: protein Skeletor, isoforms B/C-like
Exons: 8
Coding region: 288-4058 (1256 amino acids)
Source: RefSeq, a predicted model, not a curated record